CGUUUUAGCUGUGCCGAUCAGUCCUUCUUCGAAUCGCAGCAACCAUGGAGGUGAACGUUCUGUACCUGUUGAUCGUAGUAGCCGUAUUGGCGGUCAUUUACCGCCGAAUAACCCGGUUUUACGAAUAUUUCCAUGACAAACCCAUCCCAUCGAUGGCUGCCGGACCGCCUUUCGGAAGCGCCGGACCUUUGUACCGGAAGAAGUACUCGUUCAACGAUUUCAUAAAGAUGACCUACGAUAAGUUCCCGGGAGCAAAAGUAUUCGGCCUGUUCGACAUGACCACCAAGCUGUUCGUCAUCCGUGAUCCGGAGCUGAUCAAGAAGGUCACCGUGAAGGAUUUCGACUACUUCGUCAACCGGCGGGCAACGUUCGGAGAAAGUAUAGACGAUCACGACGAGAUGCUGUUCGCCAAGAGCUUGCUGGCGUUGAACGAUCAGAAGUGGCGCGACAUGCGAGCGACUCUCAGCCCGGCCUUCACCGGUAGCAAGAUGCGAGCGAUGUUCGAGUUGAUCGAAGGAUACAGUGCCCGGAUGGUGGAGAUAUUGAAGGAGCAAUCGCAGGCGGCGGGUUACGUGGAUUACGAGAUGAAGGAUUGCUUUACGAGGGUGGCCAACGAUAUCAUAGCAACGUGUGCGUUCGGUUUGCAGGUCGAAUCGCUGAAGAAUCGCGAGAACGAAUUCUAUGUGAUGGGAAAGAAUAUGUUGAACUUCAACCGAGUGAGCAUAAUGUUCCGGAUAUUCGGAUUCAAUCUGUUUCCAGGAUUGAUGGCGAAAUUGGGAGUUGACUUGAUAGACGCUGAAUUUGGACAGUACUUUUCCAAGAUUAUUAAGGACGCCGUACAUACAAGGGAAACACGUGGAAUUGUUCGACCGGACAUGAUCCAUCUGUUGAUGCAGGCAAAGAAGGGUGCUCUGAAGAGCCAACAUGAAACCACCGAAGCCAAUACCGGGUUUGCCACGGUGGAGGAAUCGGAAGUUGGAAGGUCGUCCAUUGCAAAAGCUAUCACAGAGUCGGAGAUGAUAGCACAGUGCUUCGUCUUUUUCCUGGCAGGAUUUGACAGCGUGUCAUCCGAAAUGGUAUUCAUGGCUUACGAGCUUGCCUUGAACCCGGAUGUUCAACAGAGGCUGUACGAGGAGAUAGUUGAAACGGAUAAACAACUCGGAGGCAAACCACCGACAUACGAUACGCUUCAGAAGAUGCAAUACAUGGACAUGGUAGUGUCGGAGUCCCUUCGAAUGUGGCCAGCCGGAGCAUUCGAUCGCAAGUGUGAUCGAGACUACGUGCUGGACGAUGGAGCCGGGCUGAAGUUUACCAUCGAUCGGGGAGCUUGUGUCUGGAUUCCGGUUCAUGGCAUCCACCGGGAUCCCAAGUACUACCCGAAUCCGGAUAAGUUCGACCCGGAACGGUUCAGCGAGAGCAAUCGGGACAACAUCGACAUGACGAUGUACAUGCCGUUCGGCGCUGGACCGAGGAACUGUAUUGGAUCGCGGUUUGCUUUGAUGGAGAUCAAAGCAAUCAUGUACGCGUUGCUGCUGCAGUUCCGUAUCGAUCGAAAUGAUAAAACUAGCGUUCCGUUGAAGCUUGUAAAAGGGUUUGCUGGGUUGAACGGUGAAGGAGGGGUCCAUUUACGGUUGACAUUGAGGCAGUAGUGAAUUGUUACUGACAAGCUCAAGUUUAUUUUUUUCAAUUGAAUUGUAUGUAAAAUAUUGAAUAUAUUAAACUCAAAUAAUACAGA
Aedes aegypti (yellow fever mosquito) is the source of this 1735-nucleotide messenger RNA. RefSeq names its product probable cytochrome P450 9f2. The coding region runs from base 45 to 1649 and encodes 534 amino acids. NCBI's taxonomy places the organism in Eukaryota, Metazoa, Arthropoda, Insecta, Diptera, Culicidae. The transcript is spliced from 2 exons. The record is from RefSeq and is a predicted model, not a curated record. Gene Ontology annotation, molecular function: heme binding; iron ion binding; monooxygenase activity.